Angiostrongylus costaricensis is the source of this 2448-nucleotide messenger RNA. NCBI's taxonomy places the organism in Eukaryota, Metazoa, Nematoda, Chromadorea, Rhabditida, Metastrongylidae. The record is from the annotation of a GenBank genome assembly.
AUGGGGUUUGCUUCAUCAUCUCGUGAAGUCAAGUUGAAGAUGAUGAAAACCUCACACACUAGGAAGACCACGAGGAAGCUAAAUCGUUUGGCGCGGAGGAAAAAGUUGUCACGAAAUGUAAUAGAUGGGCUGAAGGAUAUCAAAGCAAGAAGAUCCAAGGAAUCCCGAAAGCGGGUGCUCAAUAUAGAAGACGAUUGGAUUGACGACCGUAACGUCCACUACGGUGACGAAGCUGAAGAUAAUCUGCCUCUAGAUAUGUUGGAUGCUGACGUUGACUGGGAAAACAGUGCAUUUGCUGGAGUGGUACGAAGACGCAAUCGGAACUAUUUCAACAUAGAGCUCGAACACCCCUGCAGUCGGGAAGAUGACGGCGAUAUUGAAAAGAAGAAGAGGAAGUUUGAAGGACAUCUGGAUGAUAAUCUAGAGGAAAUGCUGCCAAUCAAGUUGAAGGAUGGAAGAGUUUUCCGUCCCACUCGAAAAAAGAAUGUGGAAAUAGAAGACGAACCGGAGCAAGAUCAAGUGAAAGAGGAGACUAAGGUCGAAUUCGAAGAUUUCCGUGGGCUUAGCGCUGUUGAAUUGCUCCUAAAGAGGAAGGAAAUGAUCCAGCAGUUCAAGCAAACGAUUUCCGGUUACGCUCAUGACCUUCUCACGGAUCCCCAAGAUAACAUCUAUAGGCUGCGCGAUUUGUUUCAACUGUGUCAAGGAGAAAAAGUACAUUCACUGGUUCGAGAGUCGGUUCAGAAACUGGCUUUGCUUAGUAUUAUGCAGGCUCUUAUUGACAUCAUCCCUGGCUAUUCUAUCCGUGAACUUAAUGAAGAAGAGAAACAACAGAAAGUGAAGAAGGAGACAAAGAAAGUGCGAAAUUUCGAAGAAGUUCUGCUGCGGUACUACUUGAAAUUUCUCCAGUUUUGUGAAAAGAAGAUGGAAAAACUCAACAUCCGAGGUCGAAAACUUUGCGAAACUUCUUUCACAUACAAGUUGGGUAUGUUGUGCUUGAAGUCCAUGAGCAGAUUUGUGAUAUAUGUUCCACACUUCAAUUACGCCACUAAUAUCCUUUCUGCACUCAUUCAUCUCUCUCUGAGCAAUUCUUCGGCUGUUGUUUCCGAAGUGUGCAACACCCUGAAUCAAGUGUUUCGCGAGGAUCUGCAUCUGCGAAUGUCAUUAUUUGGUGCUAGAAGUAUCGCGUCUUUGGUUAGCAAGCGCAAAGGUUGUGUACCUCCUCAGCUGAUUGCUACACUCCUUUCCUUGAACAUCAAAGAGGUGAAGGAUGAGAGCAAGAAAUCGAGGAAGAAACUUAUUCAAGCGAAAAGGGCUAAAUUGAAGAAGGAAAGAGCGAAUAAAACUGUGAGAAAGUACAAAAAGCAACUGGACAAGCUAGAAGCUGAUCUAAAGGAACUGGAUGCUGCCGAGAAUCUUUCUACGAAAUUGAGGACGGCAACUGAGACAAUGAGACACGUCUUUCAAUGCUAUUUUUCGGUUCUCAAGCGAGUGCCAAACGUAGCACUGCUUGAGCCUGUAUUAGAGGGUCUGAGCAAAUUUGCUCACCUUUUAGGAGUAGAAUUUUUUGAAGAUAUUGUUUCCACUAUGGAGAAUCUUGUAAAGAGAGAGGGUCUUCGUCUUCUGGAUCGAUUAUAUUGCAUCAAUACGGUGUUUAUUGUUCUGUCUGGAGAUGGGCAGCUACUGAAUAUCGAUCCUUCACGCUUUUAUCGAACUAUUUAUCGGUUGAUUAAUGAACUACCUUUCGAAAGGAAACCAGAGGUUAGGAAGAAGCAGGUAUGUGUAGCUGCAGCCGUCCUUGAUUUGAUGGUAAACGAUCGCAGAAAACAGGUAUUUGAAACAGCUCUUCAUUUAAGCCCCAGAAAUUCUAGUUGUGAUGCUCUUCCUUUGAUUGAUUCAUUAUUUCGCUUCGUCAUUAUCGAACAUCCAACAUCAUCUAGUGAGUAUGAUUUCUGUCUCCCAGAGCUAACUGACCUAUAUUUGCUUAAGUUGCCGCUGUCUCGAGUAGCUGCAUUUGUUAAACGGGUUCUCUCGAUAGCAACUAUUAUGGACGAUCCAUCAGCGCUAUGUUUGGUUGCGCUCGUGCGAAGUUUCUUCAUUGCACACCCUAAACUCGUUCAACUGGUAGAGGAGGAUGACUUAGAAGGAGGUGCUGGAGGUGUGUUCCGUCCUGACAUUGACGACCCGGAUGUGUCAAACGCUCUGAGCAGCAAUGUCCGUACCGAGCUUAAAAUCUUGUCCCGGCGCCGACACCGUUCGCUGAGUCAGUUUGCUCAAAACGUUCUCCAUUCUGUACCAUCAACGGGGCCGUUGAGACUCAAUCCUCAGCUGACAUCUGUAAAGCCGUGGAUUUUAAUGGAGCACGAAUUUGAAAUGGAAGAGCACUCACUGGACGUUAUGAAAUACGUUGAAGACAUGCGAAAAAAUCUGAAGGUACGUGAAACUUUGUAG